AUAUUCUCUCUGUAGUGUGUGUGUGUUGGAAAUGGCGUAGAAAGUGUUGAUUGAUUUAAUUUUACAUUUUGUAUAUAGUUUUAUUUUGAUGCAAAUCUGCAAAGAUUGAAGUAUUUUAUGUAUAGCUUAAGUUCUACUGUUUUUUUUUGUGCGUGUUGAUACUGCAGUGGCUACUUAUUCUUAAAUUAUUUUUCUUUGUUUUUCGACAUAUGCUGAAACAUAGUGUAUUCCCAUUUGUUUUUAUAUAAGAAGCAAUAUGAGUCUUUCUAAAAAUAUUGAAAAUUCUGGUACAAAUAAUACCAAGGGAGCUAGAAGUCAUUCGGCUCAAGGUCUUACAAGUACCAGUAGUCCAGUUAUGAAUUUACCAUUCCCUCCUCGUUUAUGGAUUACAGAUGUAGAAGAUGAUUCUACAGAUGACAUGAGUGGGAGUAUAAGAGAUGAUGGAGUUUUAAGUGCAGAGCGAUCAAGAGUGAGGUCUCGAUAUCGUCACCAUAAACAGAGAUCAGUUAGUGUGCCUAUUGGCAUAUUUUGGGACAUUGAGAAUUGCCAGGUCCCAAGAGGAUGUUCAGCAAUUGAUGUUGUGGCAGCCAUUAGAAAUAAAUUCUUGAUUGGUAGACGAGAGGCUGACUUUGUGGUUGUAUGUGAUGCGAGGAAGGAAGCACCAAAUAGGUUACAAGAACUAAAUGAUGCCCAAGUAAGCCUUAUUCAUGUCUGUGGGACACAAAAAAAUGCAGCUGAUGAGAAGUUAAGACAAUGUAUGAGAAGGUUUGGAGAGCUGCAUUCAGCACCAGCAGCUUUGUUAUUAAUUUCUGGAGAUAUCAACUUUGCAGCUGAUUUGAGUGAUUUCAGACAUAGGAAAAACAUGGAAGUGAUAUUGGUGCAUAAACAGAACACAUCAUCUGCCUUAAUUGCGUGUGCCUCUUCUCAUUAUUAUUUCAAUGAACUGACAGCACACCUACCAAGGAACCCUAAGAUUAGCCAAACAGAAGAAAAUGAAGAGCAACCCACCUGUGAGAUGGAAGUAGCUAACCUGCCUUCAGACCAACCUCCCGAAAGAGUGUCUCGUAGACUAAGGAGAUUAGCAGACAACUGUGGUGGGAAAGUUUUGAGAGUGACAGCGAAUACAGCUGUUCUAAGGUUUCCAACACCUGACCACGCUUCAAGAGCACUGAAACGCAUGGAUGGCGAGGAUGUAUUUGGUCGCAAAAUAAGUACACGUUAUGCUCGUGGUGUGUUCCAAUCUGCGUAUUCCAGUGACGAGGGCUACGCUACUGCUCCACCUAGUCAACCGCCGCCUAGAGCUGUUUUCGUACAACCACCGCAUCAGCAAUGUUAUUCACCACGUGAGUUGCCGUCAAACACGCAGUCGGUGGCAAAUGAUUGGGCGUUGGCGCUGCAACAGUUGCCUGCACCGACACCACCGCCUCUCGAAUUCUGUCCGCCGCCAGCGCCUAAGCCGCGCAAAAUUAGAGGCACCCAUGGUUCAGCUUCAGCGAACUUGGACCGAUCAGGUGGCUCGUCUAGUAAUAGUUGCGAUGAGGGCCGUCGCGACCAUAGCCAGAGUCGUGCGAUGUCGCCCUGGAAUUCCUCGGCGAGCUUCAGCGAGCAGAGUGAAGGUGACGGUGAUAACGCUGAGCUUACUGUUUCCAACCUGCCUCCGUUUGAAUCACCCGUUUUGCAGGAAAUGUUGACAAUUCUCUUUGAACAAUAUGUGCCAGUUGUUCGCGUGAUGAUCUGGGCAGCCGGCGAAGGACCUCUAGCGACGGUCGUACUUCGCUCCGAGUGGGACGCUCGGUUGGCGAUCGCUCGCAUCCACAAGCGACGUCUCGAUAAUAAUUGGACAGGUCGCAGGCUCGAACUGUCCCUAGGAAGACCGUCUCCUGCACCGAAUCUAGAUGUGCUCCGUGCUAGAUUACGCGCGAUCUUAUUAGAUCAAAAGAAUUAUACUCUACCCCUUUUACGCUUACGUGAUGCAUAUGCAAGUCGACAUUGCUGCGCCCUAACUACCUCUGAUAUCGCGAAGGUUAAAGAUACUGUCAUAAUACACGAAGGGUUCGGAAGAAUGGUCCAGUUAAUAGAUCUAAGUCCAGUGUCUAGUGCGGAGAUGGAAGCGGCGCCAUGGAAGUGCCACAUUCAUGCGUCUAUGAAUACGGGUCAUGAAGAUGGGAGUCGGAUAUUGCAGCCUGUGUACAUAGAGGUAGCUGCCUUAGCGAAGAACGUGCAGUUAUUGUUGGAGAAUCACGGAGGUGUUCUACCUUUGUUGACUUUCGUGGAGUGCUACGAGGCGAUGUUCUCGCCGCUGCUGGUGGACGUGCGGCACGGAGUGGCUCUGGAGCUGCUGCUGCGCAGCGUGCCCGGCCUUGAAGUCAAGGACAGCCCUUCGCGCCACCUCACCUGGCGCACAGAUGGCACCGAUACACCACCUACACACAGUGACAGUUCCCGAUCUAGCGAGCGGGACCGCGGCCGAACUGCGCCGGCAUUGGAACCAAUACUUGCUCUGUUCGAACGCGAGCUAAUUGAUUUGCUUCGAACCGCACCCCGUUGCAGUAUUGCCUUUAGCAAGCUAAUCCCUGCAUUCCAUCACCAUUUCGGUCGUCAAUGCCGAGUGGCAGAUUAUGGAUUCACUAAACUUCCAGAUUUGCUCGCGGCUCUAAGCAAUGCAAUUGUUGUACUCGGUUCAGGAUCGUCUCGUGUUAUAACAAUAUCCGCAGCUGCUCAGAGCCGUCGAUGGACGUCCGAUCUGGUGAAAUUAUUGAAAGCUCAGCCAGGCCGCGUAAUCCUGCCGCUGGAGAUACCCGAACUGUACCAGUCAACGUUCGGGCGGCCAUUCUCGACUGUCGAUUAUGGAGUUUGUACGCUGGCUGAGUUGAUGCAACGCGUGACUCCUCAAGCGGUUAUUGUAGACGUAGACGGUACGCUCUCUUUGCCGCGGCGAACACCUACGCCUGAAGAACGCAUGCGAACCGUUCAGUUUGCUAUAGAAGCCGUUGAACUCCUUUGUUACACGUCGAAUCUGCGCAUGGAGUUCUCUCGGUUCGUGCCCGCUUACCACGCGCAUUUCGGGCGACAACUUCGUGUCGCUCACUACGGCUGCGUGAAACUAGUGGAGCUCCUCGAACUGAUACCUGAAGCGGUGACGAUAUUCGUCGAGCCUAACGGAGACCGUACUGUGAAGCUGUCGAGUCGCGCGGCUCGAGCGGCGAUGGCCCAUCGUCUGCGAGCUAUCACUCCAGUUUCCCUCACUGAAUUUUCUACACAAUAUGCCGCUCAGUUUGGAGCUCCGCCAUUGCCCGAUAUGCUGGAAGUGCCGUCACUAGAAAUGCUCGUUUAUGCCGCCGGUGGAUGCGUACAGAAUGGUGUAGUGAUGGGUCCAGGAGCGGUGCCUUCUUGGGCGACCACCGCUUUAGCUGCCUGUGCUGUUCUCAGCGCCGACCGUAGCGUCGCACGGGGCUCCACCGAUGAGUAUUUCGCAUCCGCUUUCCGGCGCAUGCGCCUCCCAGAACCGAAUAUCCGGCAUUUAGCCGCGGCUGGUGUCGUGGAAACUUCGGACCGCAGAAUCCGUCUGACCUCAGCUUGGAGAACUGUGUGGCGGCUCGCUCAAGUGCUAGCUGAUUCCUACGGACCUAUGACAGCCAACGACAUGUUAGCGCAAUACACUAAGCGUUACGAACCAGUUUUUCCCUGUGUCGAUUUAGGCGUGAACAGCUUAGAGGAGUUCCUCCGCCGGUAUCAAGAAGUAUUCUCUGAAUCGAGUGGAGUUAGGCAGUGGUCACUAUGUGAAGGCGUGUCGGCGGCACGUUAUCGGGACCUGGCGCCUGCUCCGUCACACGAGGACUAUGCGUUGCACGACACGCCGCCCGGACAGAAGGGAUCACGUGUAUUCGAAUCUCCGAAGGUGAAUAUUUGGUGCUCUCCACCAGCUAGCGCAUUGCCAACACCAACUGCUUUACUCAGUCAGGAAAAACGUCGUAUGCGUCUGGCUGCACACUUCGACGCAUCAUAAUAAUUGCCAUUUCCAUUAAUGUUGAAAUCGCAUUCCUUCCUUUCCAAAAUCUCUUGUGUGUAAAGAUAAUGAUUGCAUGUUUUUAAAUUGUGGCAAUAGCAAGAAGUUAAAUACCAAAUCGAGAUUUGACACAGCGAGGACACAGAAUUUAUGGCAAUAAAUUUAAGCUUGAAAUAAGUCACAAAAUAGCCUUCUCUUUUUGAGAAAUUAAGAAAACUUGACAAACAAUAUUGAUAAAAAAGAAAUAGAUUCUACAUCCUAUCUUAGUGUAAGCAAAAUGGAAGACACUUGGAAGGCCCAUACAAGUUUAAAUUUAUUGCCUCAAUCUCCAUUUGGUUAUGGGCAUUUUUCUUCUUGGGCGAUAGUUAACCAAAGCCGUCAAGGUUUGUACUCAGGGUCGCAACGAAUUUUAUCAACUAGAUUAAUAAAAGUGUCCUAAACAAUGUGAUGUCUAUAACAAUAAUGUUUUAGAUGGCAUAUAUUUUCGUGUGUUUAUUUAGAUUAAGAAUUAUAAUGCAUUCGGAAAAUGUUAUCGCGAGGUUCGUGCCUGUCUAAUGUUUAGAAUGUUGGACGUUCACUUAUCCUGAUUUAUAAUCACUCGUAUAUUAUAUUGUUUUAACUUGACAACAAUAUGAUUUGAUAAUUUUGUUCUACUUAUUUCUUAUUCUUUUUAUGUCUUGGUCUUUCCAUGUUUUUUUUUUUAUUUUUAGUUUGGUUGGUUAGAAUUUAAGAAUAAUAGUUUUUUCAUAAAAUUUAAUCAACCUUUGAUUAAUUUUAUCCCUUGACAUUUAUAUUUUCUUAGGUUACUUAAGAUACAGACGGACUAAAACAUAAAUGGAUAAUGUUUGGUAUUCCAAAAAUGAUACUGUAUAACUGUGAUUUUGUAUUUUGUAAUAUUCAUUUUUGGAGAUUUAACAUUAAGUGUACAUAUCAUUUUAAGAUUUGAGGCUCAAGUUAUGUUAGGAAUAGAUAUAGUACAUUAGGUUACUAAGUAACAAAAUGUAAUUAAUACAAACGUCAGUAACAUUUUUCGAAUGCAUACUGAAAGUACAAUAAAUCAUACAAUGUUGAUUUUUAUCAAAAGAAUUUUAUCCUUUGAUAAUAUGAUCUCGAUUGAUUAAUAUAAUUGCAUGUAAUUUGGCUUAUAUAUUUCAGUUUAUAAAAAUCGUAAUUAUUGAUUGUUAUGAUUACACAGGAUUAUUAUAAUUAGUCAAACGUCGUUUAAUAAAUUCGGGUUUAUGUACUUUUGGACAUAAUUUACAUUCUUUCAAAUUUGAUUGGCUCUACGGUGUACCAUGUUCUCUUUUCAAAUCUUUCUUGAACUGACCUUGAUGACUACUAUAUAAAUCAUAAAUUCGAGUCAAUUAUAGACGUUCAAAUCUUUUAUAAAUAUAUAUGUAGAGGUAGAAUAUAUUAUUUAAAUAGAAUAUUAUAUGCUUAUGUCCUGUGCAAUGACUCAUUUAGUAUACACAUCAUAUGGGCGUAAAAUUUCGCUGUUCCACAUUGAUAAAAAGCUAAAUUAUAUGGUGACAUAUCAAUUUUUAAAAAUCUGUAUUGAAAUCUCGAUUUAUUCUAUUUUAUUAUAUAAAAAUUACUUGUUAUUUAUACUGUAUGUAUUAUAAUAUGUGCAAGGAAGCAUUCGCACUCGUAAUUUAUUGAAUUAUUUCGUUACUUCAUGCUUGAAGUCUAUGAAUAGAAUAAAUGGUGAUUAAGUACUGUUUUGGGCCAAAGCUCAAACUCGCCCUUACUGGAUUGUAUGAUGUAUAAUACCUACUUAAUAGAUUAUUACGUCAGAUUGCAAAAUUAUAAUGAAAAUGAAAUUAUCAGUCUAAAAUUUGUUAAAAAAAGACUGCUAAUUUAUUCUAAAUAAUUAGUUAUAUUUAAUUAAAUGAGUAUUUAUAUUUUGACAAUCGUAAGUUACAAAAUUAAUACAAACUUAUAAAAUGUUAAUGCUAAUUUUUGUAUAAAAUAUAGUUUAUAUUUAAUUAAUUAUUUUUUUAUUUGUAAAAUAAGGUCGUAGAUGAGUAUUUUUUAAUUUUAUUUGUAUAAUAGUAUAAUUAUCUAAUAUAAAUUUGUGAAGGAUUUUGUGUACCAAGGCAUUGCUACUGUGAUACUUGUGUACCAAUGAAUGCCACUUAAAUCUUAUGUUUAGUUUGUAAUAUUAAAAUAAGCAAUUUCAUUAUACUAAGAAAAUCUAAGUUAUGUAUAUAGUGUACAUAAUUAUUGUCUAUGAUUAAGAUAUUGGUACAAAAACGCUAUUAGUUUUAACCAAAAUUAAAACACAAAUUCGUUAAACAUCUUUUAAAUAUAUUUUUAAUAAUGUGGAACGUCGAUAUUUUAUCAUUAAAUGGUUUUAUCUGUCGUUAAUCGUAAAGGGGGACCUAUAAAUAUAUAUUAUUUUUAUCAAAUCAAUUUUUUUCUGUAAACACAUUUUUUUACUUAAUACUGCCAGUUCGCAUUUUAAAUAAAGACAAGUUUGUAAUGAUUAAUAUUAUUAUUAGCAUUACCAAUAAUUAUAAUACUGUUGAAAUGUCAAUUUUGUUCAUAAUUUAUUGAAGAUAUAAUGAUGUCAUGUAUCAAGUGCCAAUAAUAAUAUUUAUGGAUGGAUUAUAAUAAUUUUCUGUUUAUAAGUUCAAAGCACAAAAAAGGUAUUAAAACUUGAUAUUAAUUUAACAUGACCAGUGCUAAUCGGAUAUAAAUGUUUUGUGUGUCUUUUUACAAAUUGCUAUAGUGUCCAUUUUUUAAAUUAGUAUAAUAUAUGAGGUACUUAAACUUACAAAUGGAUUCCUAAGACUGUAGCAGAUACAUAAGUACUUUUGAAUCUAAUCCACUUUUUACUUUUAUGUGACCAGUAACAAAGAUUUUAAAUUUUUAACAUUAGGUAUAAGUAUUUCAAGUACAGUAAGAGAAGAUGAUAGUAUUAUUUUAUUCUACAUCUUCAUAAUUCUGUGAUCUUUAAUUUCUUGUUGUUGUAGUUCCAACUAGAUAAUAAUAUAUGUAUUGGAGUAGUUUUGUCAGUAUUGCAUGAAGAACAAAAAUGAAUGUUGGAAUAAAUGUUAUUUUUUUAA
This is a messenger RNA of Galleria mellonella (greater wax moth), 7074 nucleotides long. RefSeq names its product meiosis regulator and mRNA stability factor 1 (gene Marf1). Gene Ontology annotation, cellular component: peroxisome; cytoplasm. Lineage: Eukaryota; Metazoa; Arthropoda; Insecta; Lepidoptera; Pyralidae. Gene Ontology annotation, molecular function: RNA nuclease activity; CCR4-NOT complex binding; mRNA base-pairing post-transcriptional repressor activity. The transcript is spliced from 20 exons. The record is from RefSeq and is a predicted model, not a curated record. The coding region runs from base 257 to 4006 and encodes 1249 amino acids. Gene Ontology annotation, biological process: post-transcriptional gene silencing.